Erinaceus europaeus (western European hedgehog) is the source of this 939-nucleotide messenger RNA. RefSeq names its product olfactory receptor 5AN1-like. Gene Ontology annotation, molecular function: odorant binding; olfactory receptor activity; G protein-coupled receptor activity. The transcript has a single exon. Gene Ontology annotation, cellular component: membrane. NCBI's taxonomy places the organism in Eukaryota, Metazoa, Chordata, Mammalia, Eulipotyphla, Erinaceidae. The coding region runs from base 1 to 939 and encodes 312 amino acids. The record is from RefSeq and is a predicted model, not a curated record. Gene Ontology annotation, biological process: sensory perception of smell; G protein-coupled receptor signaling pathway.
AUGAUUGGAAGAAGAAAUAUCACAGAUAUCACUCAUUUCAUCCUCUUGGGGUUCUCAGAUUUUCCCCGACUCUUGGCACCAUUCUUCAUCUUGUUCCUAUUCAUGUAUAUUGCUACUUUGACUUGGAACUUGGGCCUCAUUUUCUUAAUACGAAUGGAUUCCCACCUGCACACACCCAUGUACUUCUUCCUCAAAAAUCUAUCAUUCCUAGAUAUCUGCUAUGUGACAUCCACAGCUCCCAAGAUGCUCUCUACUUUCUUCCAAGAGGAGAAAACUAUCACCUUUGUGGGUUGUGUUGUUCAGUACUUCAUCUUUGCAACCCUGGGACUGAGUGAGUCUUGUCUUAUAACUGCCAUGGCUUAUGAUCGAUAUGCUGCCAUUUGCAAUCCACUGCUCUACUCUUCCAUCAUGUCUCCCACCCUCUGUAUCAGGUUGGUUGUAAUGUCCUAUGUGGCUGGACUCACGGGUGCUAUCCCCCAACUGUAUGCCAUACUUCAGCUCCAUUUCUGUGGGCCUAAUAUCAUCAACCACUUCUUCUGUGACAUGCCCCAACUCCUAGUUCUGUCCUGCAAUGCCAUUUUCUUUAUAAGGCCCAUGAUGGCUGUAUUAACAACUGUCUAUGGGAUAUCAAAUGCUGUAAUUAUCAUGAUAUCCUAUGGCUUUAUUGUCAAUUCCAUCAUGAAGAUCACUUCAGCUCAAGGAAGGUCCAAAGUGUUCAACACCUGUGCAUCUCACCUGACAACUGUUAGCCUCUUCUAUAGCUCCACUGGCUUUGUCUACUUGAGUUCCAGCAUUGGAAGUUCCUCAGCCUUUGACAGAUUUGCAUCUGUUUUCUACACUGUGGUUAUACCCAUGUUGAAUCCUCUAAUUUACAGUCUAAGGAACAAGGAAAUAAAAGAUGCCUUGAAGAGGUUGCCCAUGAAGAGGGCAUAUUGCUGA